ACAACACAUCCAAAUUUUGCAAAAUAAUCAGCAAAAAUGUCCAUAGCAUGAUCACUCUGAGUGUCAAUUCCGAAUACCCAGUCGAGGUGAGAGUGUGAGAGAGAGGAGAGAGGAGAGAGGAGAGAGGAGAGAGGAGAUGUUUCUCCGGAGGGUUGUGCUGCCGCUGACGGCGAAGAUGAAGGAGACGGCGAAGAUGAAGGAGACGACGGGAAUCGUGGGGCUAGAAGUGGUGCCAAACGCGAGGGAAGUGUUAAUCACUCUCUACAACAAAACCCUAAAGAAGAUUCAGGCCGUUCCUGAGGACGAGGGCUACCGGAAGACCGUCGAGAGCUUCACGCGCCACCGCCUCAAGGUGUGUCAGGAGGAGGAGGACUGGGAAGCAAUCGAGAAGCGUCUAGGCUGUGGUCAGGUCGAAGAGCUCAUCGAAGAGGCCCAGGACGAGCUCAAGCUCAUCUCCAAGAUGAUAGAGUGGGGUGUUCCUGAUGACUAUGAGUGCAAAGUUAUUGAGAAUGAUGCUCCAGUUCCCAAGCAUGUUCCAUUGCACCGACCUGGUCCUCUCUCCGAGGAGUUCUACAAGACAUUGGAUGUGGUAAUGGCAAGUGCAUUGGAGGCCACUGCCUCAAGCUCCAAGAAGGAUGAGCCUUCGAUCAAGUCCAGUGAGUUGGAACCAAAGAAGUAGUGUGCUGCUUGCACUUGUUUUGAGUAUUUAUCAAGAAAUGUUGUUCCAAAGCUGAAAUCAUCUUUUAUGCUCUGUUGCUCAUGCUUGUUUUGUCAAAAUAUUUUGUUUGUUGGAUCGAACAGAAUUAGUGGGUAAGAAAGAAAUCUUAAGCCAUUAAAAGCAACCUUGAAUUGAAAUUCUUUUACUUUCUUUGUUGUGGUAUUGAAGAAUUUAUGCUAAGAA
Molecule: messenger RNA, 901 nt
Organism: Cornus florida
Lineage: Eukaryota; Viridiplantae; Streptophyta; Magnoliopsida; Cornales; Cornaceae
Product: probable NADH dehydrogenase [ubiquinone] 1 alpha subcomplex subunit 5, mitochondrial
Exons: 2
Coding region: 137-679 (180 amino acids)
Biological process (GO): respiratory electron transport chain
Source: RefSeq, a predicted model, not a curated record